CAAGCUUACAUGGACAAAACUUGAUGAUCUGAAUCUUCGGUUCGUCUGAUCUGUGUAGUAUGUGGAGUGUAUCCUGACGCCGGCCGUCCUCUGCCAUGUUCCGGCUCCGAUCGUUUCGGGCGUGUUGUUCCCGCAGGCUGUUUCACGGUGGGGCCGUCAGCCGUGAUCAGGUGCUAGACCAGCUUCAGACGUGCUCUGCUGAAGACCAGGUGUUCGAUGUGGUGGGCCGGAACAAAGCUAAGCUGUCCGCGAGCCAUGUGAGCUAUGCUAUUGGACAGCUGUGGAAGUUUCAAAGAGAGCGGCCACACAUGCUCAGGACAAUCGAGCAGGUCCGGAAUCACCCGCAGUUCCUGACGCUUCGAGUUCUGGCUGAAAACAAGAUCAGCCUCAUGGAUGAUGCUUCAGUGGUGGAUAUGCUGUAUGGUGUGCUCAGGCUUCAAGUAGAACACCAUGACUCUCUUGUUCAGCAGCUGGUGACAGAGGCUUGGAACAGACUAGAGAGAUUCCAGAUGGCAACACUCUCAAAGUUUGCGGUUUGUCUGAGCGAUCAGUUCCUGCAGCACAGUCCGCUGAUGGGUCAGAUCACGCAAAUAGUGAGUCAAAGACUGGACUCGAUUCAAGAUGCCAGAGUGCUCACACCCUUGAUGAAUAGUAUAUUUGCCCUGGUGUCGCCACAACUACGGGAUGCACUGUUUAAAAAAGCAGACUUCCUUCUGGACAAAACGAACCCAUUGCACUUCAACAACCCCAGAAGGGUCGUGCAGUUCAUCCGAAACGUCAAACAGAUUCACCGACCCCUCCUGGAGAAAUGCAACCAGCUUCUCCUGCAGAACGUCCCCCGGAUGGACGUAGAGCACAUCAGCAUCAUUCUGGGACUGUAUCACUCGAUGCAGUACAAUAACUGUGAUUUCCGGCUGGCUGUGAGACAGAGACUCAUGGAGCUGGUGGACACAGGCACAGAUCCUGCCACUUUCACCAAACUCUAUGCUUCUUUAGGACCAAUAGCAGGGCAAGGUGUCAGAGAGGGGUUAGAGAGUACUGCGCUGCUAUUGGCUGAUGAGCUGAAUCCCCAUCAGGCUUUAGGUGUGGUGGAGACAAUGGAGGAGAUGCAAUGCAGAAACCUUCAGUUGAUAAACAAUUACCUGCAGGGCAGUGUUUAUCCGUACGAGGUGACCAUGCUAACCAGGGUUCUGUCCAUGCUUCCUUCUCCCCGUCCCGAUGAGCCCGUCCUUUCCCGGGUGAACGCCGUGAUCCCGCAGUGCAACCUGAACGACCUCAACACUUACGCCAUGGUCGUCGCCAAGUGGAUACGCAACGACCCCUCGUACCGGCACAACACCUCCAGCAAGUACGUCCGCCUGCUCCAGACCCUGAACCGCUGCAGUCGUGAGCGCCUGCACAGCUUCGAGAGUCUGGACGUGGUGCUGGAGGAGGUGAAGUGUUUGUCGGGGGAGUGGUUUGAUGAGAUGCUGCUGGAAGAGUCUAUGGUCACCAUGCAGAAACUGAUUGACCAGAUAUCCUGCACUAACGUGCAUGAGCUAGGCGUUUAUCUGACCAGGACCAACUACUUCUGUGCCGCGCUGAUGGACCGUAUCGCUAGUGUGAUCAUUGAAAAUAUAGACAAGAUUCAUUACUCUGCAACGUAUUCCAUUAUGCUGCCUUUUGCUGUGCUAAAUUAUGACCCACCGAAGGCGGAGGAGUUUUUUGAUGUGUGCAUUCGACAUUUCACCCCAUAUAUUAGUUCCUUUGACCCUCACCUACUGGUUCUCUUGGCUUACGCACUGGCUUUGGCUGAUUAUUUCCCUGAGGAGGUGGUCAGAGAGAUCUUCAACGUGGACUUUCUUGCAAAGUUGGAUGCCCAAUUGGAGACCUUUCCAGAUGGUCUAAACAUGCGCAUCCGUCUCCGUCUCAUGGAGCUGAAUCGGGCCGUGUGUCUGGAGUGUCCUGAGUUCCAGGUGCCCUGGUUUCAUGAGCGCUACUGUAAACAGCUGCAGAAAAGAGCCAAUAGCUUCAUUAGUCCAGCUCAGCAGCAGAUCCAUAAGAUGCUCGGUGACGUCCUGGGUGGGAUGAAUUGUGCCAAAGUAGGAGUGCUGACUCCAUACUUCUAUACUGUCGAUUUUGAACUCGUUCUGGAUCGCCAUCUUCAUCCGGUACCGUACAGCGAGCCGAUUCAGCUGCAGAUCAGCGAGAACGGAAACGUUCACUGGCAGUCCGGAUCGACAGACAGAGAGAGGAUGGAGCUGCCACCCGGAGCACACCGCAUUGCAUUGGAAUUCCUGGACUCCAAAUCCUUCUGCAAAAAUUCCUGGCACAUGAAAGGAGAGGCCAUGAUGAAGAAAAGACAUCUGGAAAUUUUAGGAUAUCAUGUAUUACAGAUUCCUCACUUUGAAUGGAACUCAAUGGAGCUUUCCUCAGAAGAUGCAUGGAAAGAAUAUCUGAGGAAGAAAAUAUUCUCAGAGUUACCCUGAGACAUUAUCUUGAAAUAUCAG
This is a messenger RNA of Sinocyclocheilus grahami, 2489 nucleotides long. It is a transcript of the gene fastkd1, whose product is annotated as FAST kinase domains 1. Gene Ontology annotation, cellular component: mitochondrial matrix; ribonucleoprotein granule. The coding region runs from base 96 to 2468 and encodes 790 amino acids. Lineage: Eukaryota; Metazoa; Chordata; Actinopteri; Cypriniformes; Cyprinidae. The record is from RefSeq and is a predicted model, not a curated record. Gene Ontology annotation, molecular function: RNA binding. The transcript is spliced from 13 exons. Gene Ontology annotation, biological process: regulation of mitochondrial mRNA stability; mitochondrial RNA processing.